AUGGAGGAGAACCACACUGGAGUCCUGGCAAACCAGGCACUAAACUGUGAGGUGCCCCCACCUGGAACAGGAGCGCAGAACGGGGGUGUCAAGAGGAAGUUCCUGCUGCUGCUGCUGCUGCUGCUGCUGCUGCAGAACCUGGAGGAGCAGGGGAUGGCCGAGCACCCUGAUGGGCCUCAGAGGGGCCACGGAGGGCUGAACCAGCUGGGAGGGGCCUUCGUGAACGGCAGACCCCUGCCCGAAGUGGUGCGCCAGCGCAUCGUGGACCUGGCCCACCAGGGCGUGAGGCCCUGCGACAUCUCCCGCCAGCUGCGCGUCAGCCAUGGUUGUGUCAGCAAGAUCCUUGGCAGGUACUACGAGACUGGCAGCAUCCGGCCUGGGGUGAUAGGUGGUUCCAAGCCCAAGGUGGCUACCCCCAAGGUGGUGGAGAAGAUCGGGGACUACAAGCGACAGAACCCCACCAUGUUUGCCUGGGAGAUCCGAGAUCGGCUCCUGGCUGAGGGCGUCUGUGACAAUGACACUGUGCCCAGUGUCAGCUCCAUCAACAGAAUCAUCCGGACCAAAGUGCAGCAGCCGUUCAAUCUGCCCAUGGACAGCUGCGUGGCCACCAAGUCCCUGAGCCCAGGACACACUCUGAUCCCCAGCUCGGCCGUGACGCCCCCGGAGUCACCUCAGUCCGACUCCCUGGGCUCCACCUACUCCAUCAACGGGCUGCUGGGCAUCGCCCCGCCUGGCAGCGACAGCAAGAGGAAGAUGGAUGACAGUGACCAGGACAGCUGCCGGCUGAGCAUCGACUCCCAGAGCAGCAGCGGGGCCCGCAAGCACCUCCGCACGGACGCCUUCAGCCAGCACCACCUCGAGCCCCUCGAGUGCCCCUUCGAGCGGCAGCACUACCCCGAGGCCUACGCCUCCCCCAGCCACACCAAAGGCGAGCAGGGCCUCUACCCGCUGCCCCUGCUCAACAGCACCCUGGAUGAUGGGAAGGCCACCCUGACCCCUUCCAACACACCGUUGGGGCGCAACCUCUCGACUCACCAGACCUACCCUGUGGUGACAGGGCGAGAGAUGGUGGGGCCUACGCUGCCCGGAUACCCACCCCACAUCCCCACCAGUGGACAGGGCAGCUAUGCUUCUUCUGCCAUCGCAGGCAUGGUGGCAGGAAGCGAGUACUCCGGCAAUGCCUACGGCCACACCCCCUACUCCUCCUACAGCGAAGCCUGGCGCUUCCCCAACUCCAGCUUGCUGAGUUCCCCCUAUUAUUACAGUUCCACAUCGAGGCCGAGCGCGCCGCCCACCACCGCCACGGCCUUUGACCACCUGUAG
This is a messenger RNA of Molossus molossus (Pallas's mastiff bat), 1323 nucleotides long. It is a transcript of the gene PAX8, whose product is annotated as paired box 8. NCBI's taxonomy places the organism in Eukaryota, Metazoa, Chordata, Mammalia, Chiroptera, Molossidae. The transcript is spliced from 12 exons. Gene Ontology annotation, biological process: anatomical structure development; regulation of transcription by RNA polymerase II. Gene Ontology annotation, molecular function: DNA-binding transcription factor activity, RNA polymerase II-specific; RNA polymerase II cis-regulatory region sequence-specific DNA binding. The record is from RefSeq and is a predicted model, not a curated record. The coding region runs from base 1 to 1323 and encodes 440 amino acids.